Pyricularia pennisetigena is the source of this 894-nucleotide messenger RNA. RefSeq lists its product as uncharacterized. Bases 1 to 894 code for a protein of 297 amino acids. NCBI's taxonomy places the organism in Eukaryota, Fungi, Ascomycota, Sordariomycetes, Magnaporthales, Pyriculariaceae. The transcript has a single exon. The record is from RefSeq and is a predicted model, not a curated record.
AUGCUGUUUACCUCAACUCGAUCAGGCUUGGCCUCGCUUCUUGCGCUGGCAAGCUGUGCAGUGGCACAAAAUGUCAAAGCCAUCUUUCUUUUCAAAGAUGUCAUGCAGUCCAACACCACCGCUCUCAAAACAUCGGGCUUCGACACCGUCCUCCUCUUCCGCAUAGGUAUCCUGCCAAACGCCGAUCUGGUCUAUUACUCGACCGGGAGCGACGGCAAUCCUGUGGACUGGCCCGUGGUAACCAACGGAAGCUACGUCGGCGGCCAGGCCCUCACCGACAAGAUCAUCUCCCUGAAGACGGCCCCGACAUUGAUCGAGCGUGUCGAGAUCUCGCUGGUCUCGCACGACACCACAUUCCAGGUCAUACGCGACCGCAUCGCCGCGGACGGCACCGGUCCCUCGACACCACUGUACCGGGCAUUUGACGUGCUCAAGCAGACCUGGGAGCUGGACGCCUUCAACAACGACGACGAGAGCGUCUACGACGUGCCCAGCACCGUCGAGUUUGCGCAGAUGCUGGAGCUCAUGGGCUACAAAUACUCGACCGCGCCCUACACAAACGUAAGCUUCUGGGCCGACGUGCAGAACCGCAUCAACGCCGCUGUGCCGGGUCUGCUAGACCGCCACUACCUGCAGGUGUACGACGGAGGUGCGGCCAACGACCCGGGAACCUGGCAGACACGCCUCGGCAUGAAGAUCGUGCCGCUGCUGUGGGUCAACAAUGACUACAAACCAGACCAUGGGAACACGCCGGCGCAGGCAGAAACCAGAUUCGCCAAUUGGAACCAGCAGUACAACCUCGCGGGCGGUGGAUACUGGAACGAUUACGACAUUGAGAAGCUCAAUUCGUCGUAUGAGGGAUAUGGCAACGCCCUGACGAGCGUGUUCGGGUAG